AUGAAUCAUCCGGACACCUCUGUGUUUCCAAUACGUGUAACUGGGAUAAAGUUCUUCAUUAACGAACUGAACGAACGCAAUCGGGUUUUCAUCGGGCCCCGCACACACAUUGUCACAGUUCCGCGCGAUGGCAGCGAUGGUGACGUCUCAUCAGUCUCCGUUGCACGCAGUGACUUCCUCAAUUCCGCCGACGCUCCCAUGGAGCACAGUAUUGACGGCUUGGAACCUAAUGGCAUCUUCGACGUGGAACUGCGGGCUGUCUAUGAGCCAAUGGGAAACCGGCCCACCGCAGAAACCGAGGCGCCCUGGGAGAAGACGAGCUGUCGCACGAAAAUGCAUCCCCCCGUCAACAUAUCUGCGCCUGUGCCGGUUUCGUAUAAUGCCAAGACCAACGGAGUGUUGAUGCGGAUGUUUCGCGUCAGCGAACGCCUGGGACCCAUUCGCCGGUACUUUCUCAUCGUCACCCGUCUGGAGCGCUCACAUUCCAUCAACAACCUCGAGAAGAUCGACUGGCAUGCCGAGUUGCGCCGACUGAAUGCCGAAAAGGAGGCGGAGACACGCGUGGCUGCUGAAUUCACGCAGAUGGCCUUUCGAUCACCGCAGUUGGAAAUUCAGAUCGGUGAACGUGAAAACGAGAUGAGGAAGCGUCGAUCUGUAAAGGUCCCGCGGAAGCGGGCAAGACUGCAGCCUCAAUCGGACGCAGCGGCUUCUGCGGCAGCGCGUGCGGAUGAGGCCAAAAUGCAGUCGGAGAUACUGCUGUACGACUGUAGUCUCAAGAAGGGUCAUCAGUAUAAGCACAGCAUUGUCCUACCGAAGCGGACCAAUCUCGGCUACGCAGAUGCCUACGGACACAGUGAGCCGGCCUGGUCCACCACCCCGGAGACCUUCGGUGAGGAGGGACAGAGUACGACCGAGUACGAGGACGAAGACAGCAUCAGCUCGACCUUUUGUGCUGCCAGUCCCUGGUCAGUGGCUUUCCAGCCCAAUACCAGCCUUCUGUUCGCAGACCCCCUGGGGGCAGGCGGCAGGGUCACCUCCGGCGGAUUUGGCCUCGGUGGGAAUCGUAUGGGACCCAGCUUCUUCACGGUCAUCCUAGUGACUGUCAUUGUCAGUCUGGGGCUUGUGGCCCUCAUAUGCAUCGCAGUGCAGUGUUUCUUCCGGUAA
Molecule: messenger RNA, 1164 nt
Organism: Dibothriocephalus latus
Lineage: Eukaryota; Metazoa; Platyhelminthes; Cestoda; Diphyllobothriidea; Diphyllobothriidae
Source: the annotation of a GenBank genome assembly